Molecule: messenger RNA, 2916 nt
Organism: Aspergillus ibericus CBS 121593
Lineage: Eukaryota; Fungi; Ascomycota; Eurotiomycetes; Eurotiales; Aspergillaceae
Exons: 10
Coding region: 1-2916 (971 amino acids)
Biological process (GO): glutathione catabolic process
Cellular component (GO): plasma membrane
Molecular function (GO): glutathione gamma-glutamate hydrolase
Source: RefSeq, a predicted model, not a curated record
AUGAAGGGACACCCAGAUGUAGCUUGUGCAAAAAGCGAAGACUGGACUGCACCUAUCCCCCUUCCAGAUCUCCCCGAUGUGGUUCCGGGUCCAGACGGGGACGCGCUAUCGACAAGGAUGCUCGAGAUGAGACUCUUCCAUCACUAUGUAACAGAGACCUACAUCACCCUCUGUCAAGGGCGGCUCGACGCCAAUCACUUCCAAGUAGUCAUUCCACGAAUCGCAGUUGCUCACCCCUUUCUGCUGGACAGUCUUCUCGCACUCUCCGCUUUGCAUCUCGCCUACCUCGAGACGCAUGAUAACCAUUCGUGGCUAGAGAUCGCCCUCAAAUAUCAAAACCGAGCGUGUUCCGCCUUCAGUCGUGUCUUGGCCGAGAUGUCACCCGAGAGCUGCGGUCCAGCCUUCAUAUGCUCCAUCUUCAUCAUGCUCUGUGCAACAGCCUACCCCUGCGUCACCCAGGACCGACAAACGUUUGAGCCUUUAUCCCACGUCUUGGAGAUUCGACAGCUCAUCGCUGGCUGUGCCUUUCUUUUUGAACAGCUCAACGGCAUGGAAUAUCGGGGUGAUUUGCAGGGUUGGCUGAAGUAUAAGGAUGACGAGGUCGACCAGGACGGCAAUCCUUACAGUGCCAUAAUGGAAUCUAUGCAACGUGUGCAAGUGAAAUACACAAGUCUCGGCGGGCCACACCAAACCACCUACCAAGGGACCUGGGACAUUCUCCAUGAAGCCAUCAAACGAUGGCCGUUUGGGGGUCCCAACGGCGGGGUGAUUGCAUGGCCUAUCAAUAUCAGUGAAGACUAUAUCGCCCUCUUGCAAAGCGGAGACUGGGUGGCCCGUGUGCUAUUUCUCCACUACGGGGUCGGUCUGCACCUUCUCUCCGACAAGUGGUUUGUCCGAGACUGGGGACGACGUCUCAUUGAAACCGUCUUGCAGUCGCAAGAAGACGUUCCCUCCAUGUGGACCGACACCAUCGCCUGGACGCGAGAGGCGAACAACCAGCCAACGCCAAUCCCAAGCCACGAUGCAGAGAAGCAGCCAAUCCUCGGACCUUUGGAGAUCCCGGUCGCGCGAUCGCGGUUGGGCUUAUCGCACGAUAAGCGACUCGCUCGUCCAACCAUGUUCCGCCUCGUGAAAUUAACUGUCCUGUCGACAUUCUUGUUGACAGUCCUGGUGAUCCAGCUGCCAAGCGUACUCACCUCGCCACUAGACUUUGCGACUCGCCAACAAGUCGGAGGGGACGGGAUAGAGGAUGGAAAGCGCGGUGCGGCGGCCAGCGAGAGUGCUAUCUGCAGUCGCCAUGGAACCGACAUAAUCACAAUGGGUGGAAAUGCUGCGGACGCUGUAAGGAUCUCCCACUUGGGUCGGUCGCUCAUGCGACGCUGUGCUAAUGGCAAGUCCUCAGAUGGUGGCCACAAUGCUUUGCGUUGGAGUUGCAUGUACCACAGUGGCAUUGGAGGCGGUGGUUUCAUGCUGGUCAAGGAUCCUAACGGCUCAUUCGAAUUCAUCGAUUUCCGCGAAACUGCCCCGGCGGCCGCUUUUGAGGAUAUGUUCAACAACAAUACGCAGGCAGCCACCAUCGGGGGCCUCGCAAGUGGUGUUCCUGGCGAACUGCGCGGGCUGGAGUAUCUCCAUAACAAGUAUGGCUCUCUCCCCUGGUCGGCCGUUGUGCAGCCAGCGAUCCAAACCGCGCGUGACGGAUGGCCCGUCGGACAGGACCUGAUCCGCUACAUGGAAGCUGCCGUUGGGGACGGGGAGGAUUUUCUCUCUCGGGACCCUACCUGGGCCCUCGACUUCGCUCCCAAUGGCACCCGGCUCGGUCUCGGCGAUACCAUCACGCGGAAACGGUAUGCGGCUACGCUGGAGACAAUUGCAAGCCAGGGCGCAGAUGCCUUCUACUCUGGAUCUAUCGCGAAAACCAUGGUCAACGCAGUGCAAGCUGCUAACGGUACGAUGACGCUUGAGGAUCUGGCCAAUUACACCGUCGCUAUCCGAAAUGUCUCUCAAAUAGACUACCGCGGUUAUCAGAUCACCAGUACAACAGCCCCAUCUAGUGGCAUUGUCGCGAUGAAUGUGCUGAAGGUUCUGGGCACUUAUGAUGACUUUUUCGGCUCAGAUGCUCUGAAUUUGAGUACUCACCGGAUGGAUGAGGCGAUCCGUUUUGGAUACGGCUUGAGGACCAAUCUAGGGGAUCCGUAUUUUCUGGAAGACAUGGACAAGUACCAGGCCAUGAUGCUGGCAGAUUCCACCAUUGAGGGAAUCCGACAGAACAUAUCCGAUCUGCAAACCCAGGCCGUGGCCGCAUAUGAUCCGGAGGGACUGGAGAGUCUAGAGACGCCGGGCACCUCGCACAUCGCCACGAUUGAUCAUUCGGGGCUUGCUAUUUCUGCGAUCACCACUAUCAACCUUCUGUUUGGAUCGCAAGUGAUGGUUCCCGAGACUGGCAUCAUAAUGAACAAUGAGAUGGACGACUUUUCGAUCCCCAAUUCGUCCAAUUCGUUUGGCUAUGUUCCUUCCGAGGCGAAUUUCAUCCGACCUGGGAAACGCCCGCUGUCAUCCAGCACACCGGCCAUUGUGACCCAUCCGAACGGGACAGUGUUUUUCGUCGCCGGCUCGGCAGGAGGUAGUCGAAUCAUCACGGCCACGAUUCAAAACAUCAUCCACGCGGUCGAUCAAGGCAUGUCAGCAGCGGAAGCCCUAGCCCAGCCACGACUUCACGAUCAGCUUAUUCCGAACCACGUUACAUUUGAGUAUACAUAUGACAACGAGACUGUUUCCUUUAUGGCGGCACGGGGUCACAAUGUGACUUGGGUUGCCCCGGGUCAAAGUACCGCCCAUGCCAUUCGUGUUUUGCCGAAUGGAACGUUUGAUGCUGCCGGGGAGCCCCGGCAGGUUGACUCCGGAGGGUUCGCUGUCUGA